Saccostrea cuccullata (small rock oyster) is the source of this 3616-nucleotide messenger RNA. RefSeq names its product antiviral innate immune response receptor RIG-I-like. Gene Ontology annotation, cellular component: cytoplasm. The coding region runs from base 96 to 3470 and encodes 1124 amino acids. NCBI's taxonomy places the organism in Eukaryota, Metazoa, Mollusca, Bivalvia, Ostreida, Ostreidae. The record is from RefSeq and is a predicted model, not a curated record. Gene Ontology annotation, molecular function: DNA binding; ATP binding; hydrolase activity. The transcript is spliced from 17 exons.
AUGCAAACAAAUCUAAUAUUAGCUAUCCUUGGAAAAAGAAACGAAAGUUAAUGUAUUGAUGACAAUUAACCAGAAGAAACAAAUGCGAAAGAGCUAUGGGUGACAUAAACAACGGCCCAGACAGCUCCCUCUCGGGGAUGCCAAGUAUAAAAUGUACACUGGACACGCCAGACAUACCUAAAUUGGUGUCUUUGUACAGACCUCUUGUUGUGAGAUGUGCCCAGGGAAGAGAGUUAAUUUCUCAUCUAAAAGGUGUCAUCGAUGACGUUGCUCGGCAAGAAGUCCGUCAAAUAAACAGAAACCAAGGUGACAUUGCCUCUAUGGACUGUCUUCUUAAUCAUCUGGAAUUGAGUGGCCAUCCAAAGAAAUGGGAGAAGUUUGUAGACGCUUUAGAAAACAAUGAGUACCAUUAUGUAGCAAAGGCACUGAAAGGCGGGGAAGUACCGAGAGAUGUAUUUGUCAAAUACAGAAAACUUCUAAUGGAACACAAUGUAAAAUUCAUCCAAAAAAUCGACCCUUCUGAUAUCGUUCCAGACUUAUGUAGUAGACAUGUGAUAAAUGACAUGGACAAAGAAAAUAUUCAGGCCGAACAAAACACACAGGGUAAAAUAUGUGCUACAAAUGUAUUACUGGAUCGAAUUUGGCGUCAUCAUCAAAACUGGUACGAUGAAUUCCUGGAUGUCCUUUGCGGAAAGAAUUCAGAUCUCGUCAAAAGUAUUGAUAGCGACUACUAUAAUAAUUGGAAACAGCGAAAUAACAUCAAGGUUCAGUCUCUAAUUAGGGCACCAGAAAUUUCUGCAGACCAUGAUUCGAACAAUCUUCUGAGCUCAUCCUCCAUUCGAGAGAACUAUUUAUCAGACACCGGUGAGCCACAAAUCACUCUUGGUGAUCAGUCUACUCCGCCUCCGGAUCACUUGGAUCUUGGAGGAAGUUCUCUUUUCGGGGAUACUUGUAACUCUUUAUUUUCAAUGAGGCAAGACGACUCUGACGACGAGCUUACAUAUGCGAAAAAAGUUGCACAGGCUGAAUAUCAAAAAAAUUCUAUGAAUUCAUUAGUUGAAAAGGAGAAACAGACCAACAAGUCUUUGGAGAACUUGAAGCUUUCAGUUGCCAGUGGAGGUCUCUCUGUUUCAUCAAGUGACCAAAACACUGAUCUUGACAUUCAGCAACCUAGCAGAAAUCAGGAGUACAGCAGUAUUCAUUCUUCGAUUGUAGAGCGUCUACUGGAAAGCAUGGAUAACAGUGUCGACAGGAACAUCCAAAGAGAAGGUGGCUCUAAGCCUAACAUUGUGGGACCAGAAUGUCCUGCUAUUGAAACUCGGUCAGUUGACGAAAACAACGACAGUUCGGAUGAAGAUACAGUCGCUGCAAAACCACUAAACUUGCGGAACUAUCAGAUGGAGUUGGCAAGAGCGGCUCUUCAAGACAAAAACUGCAUUAUUGUUGCUCCAACUGGAAGUGGAAAAACUCAUGUUGCAAUGAAAAUCAUACAGAAUCACAGAGAAAAACGCAGGCGAAUGGAUUUUCCAAAGGUCGCCUUUCUUGUUGAGCAAAGCGCUCUGGCAGAACAACAAGGAAAAGUUUGCAAAGAGUUUUUGGGUUGCAAAAUCAAGGUCAUAACAGGAGAGAAACAGAGAGAGGAGAGUCUUCAAAACUUGUCAUGCUGGGUUCAAAAAAAGGAUAUUCUCGUCAUAACAGCCCAGAUCUUAGUCAAUGCUUUGGCGGUCGGUGAUGUAAAAAUUGAAGACUUUACUCUGAUUGUCUUUGAUGAGUGUCAUCAUUCACAUGCUAAACAUCCUUAUAAUCAAAUAAUGGCGCAUUAUUUAGACCUAAAACUAGAGGACAGACACAGGCAGCUUCCUCAGAUUGUUGGUCUGACUGCAUCCGUUGGUGUGGGUAAGGCAAAGAACACGGAGAAGGCCAUGGAAUGGAUCUUCAGCAUGAUGGCAAAUAUGGACGCGGAGGAAUUAUGUGUUGUUGAAGACUACAAGGCAGAGCUAGCACAGCAUGUUAAUAUCCCAGAUCAAGAUGUUGUAAAAACUCCUGGAAGAACGAAAAAUGAAUUUGGGAAAACCAUUGAUGGUAUCAUGAAAGUUAUUCAUAAAUGGAUGAUCAACUCUCACCAGGCAAAAGAGGUUACAGAUCAGAGUGUUCUAAAGCCACCAGUUGAGAGCGGCAACGACCAGUAUACACAAUGGCUCAGCAGACUUUGGAAAGAAGAGGCAAAGAUAGUCAACGAGAAAGCCAGAAGGUUUAUUCAUACCUGCCGAGUUUAUCUUGAUAUGUACAACAAAUCGUUGAUCAUAUACAACGAUGCGCGGGCUUCAGAUUCUCUAGCUUUCAUCAGAGAUGAAUUAAAGAGAUGGGGAGAACAUCAAAAACCAGAUGAAACUGACAACAAGCUGAAAUCUUUCUUUGAAAAGAGCGAGGGGUUCUUGCAGACAUGCACAUAUGAUCCAAACCACAACAAUCCAAAAUUGCUGGAACUACGAAAACUGAUCCUGAAAGCAUUUCAUGUUGACGCAGACAGCCGCGGAAUAAUUUUUGUAAGAACACGUGAUCUGGUAAAGGCAAUUUACCGCUGGAUGGAGGAAACAGAUGAUUUGAGAUCACUUAAGCCGGUCAUGUUUACUGGGGCUCAGGCUAAAAGCAGUGCAGGAGGAAUGACAAAAGUACAGCAAAUUGACGCGCUAACGUUGUUCAAGGAGGGGCGACAUAAAAUUGUCAUCGCCACAUCAGUUGCAGAGGAAGGAUUGGACAUCCAGAAAUGUAAUCUUGUGAUCCGAUAUUCUUACGUCAGUAAUGAGAUAGCUAUGGUCCAGGCAAGGGGGAGAGGAAGGCGGGAAAAUGGGAAGUACUUUGUGGUAGCCACACAAGGAGACAAAACCGCUGAAAGAGAAGAAUUGAACAUGAUCAGAGAAGCAAUGAUGAAUCGUGCCAUCGAGAUGCUGAGGCAGAGAUUCAAAACCGACCCAAGAGGCUGCCUGAAAACUAUCCUGGAUAUACAGAGGAAGGCCAAAACAGAGCGUGACCUUGCUGCAAAAAAUAAGGAAGGGAUAGUUGUGCGCCAAGGACAGUAUGUAUUACGGUGUCAAAAAUGCAGCCAGUAUGUAUGCAUGUCGAAUGAGGUCAGAAAAAUCCAAAACGCCCAUCACGCUUGUAUUUGUGACGACAUCAAAGAGCGAGUUGUUGGCCAACGUCUUCCUCGGCCACAGUUCCAAGACGACGAUUUAAAAUGCGCCGUCGGCAAACUCCUCUGUAAAUCUUGUGGAUCUGACCUUGGGAAUGUUUCUAUUUAUAGAAAUGCCCAGUUUCCUAUCCUUAAAAUUGAAAGCCUUCUAAUGGAGGACAGCAUGGGGAGACGAGACGUUAAGAAGAAAUGGAAGAGUGUGCCGUUUGCAGUUCAGGAAAUAACGGCAGACGACAUAAUGCAGAGAUCACGUGGUGAAAAACUGCUUGAAAUGAUGUAAAUUUACAAUUUGUCAUUGACUUUUUUUGUGCUAAAACAAACGAUAAAUAUGUAUGAAAGGAAAUGAUAAUACACAGUAACUGUAAGACUACAUGUGUAGAUCUUAAUUUUUAAACCUAGCUAUGAUAAAAAAAAUUGUGAAGUGAC